AUGAUUGAAAAAAUAAUAACUAAAGUAAAUGAUGAAUCAUAUUUUAGAAUAUUAGGUAAUAUUCGGGACUACCCUAAGAAAGCUGUUUUUAAUAUAGAGGAAAUUAUUCCUUUUUAUAAAUAUUUAUGUUUUCAGUGGGAAAAGGAUUUUACUCCUUUUAGAUUUAUUGAGUUGGUACACAAUAAAUAUUACGUCUGCCCAAUUGUUGUGAUAAUUUAUUUAUUAUUUUGUAAAUAUGGAAAUAAUCUCAUGCAAAAUAGAAAACCAUUUAAUAUAAAAAAGAUAAUAAUAAUAUGGAACUUUUUAUUAUCAUGUUUUAAUAUGUUUGUAAUAAUGAGAUUAUUACCUGUAUUGAUUUAUAUAAUUUACCAUUAUUCAUUAACUGGAUUAUUAAUAAUACCCCCAAUUUAUAUGUAUGCAUUUGGCCCUGUUGGAUUAUGGAUAUGCUUAUUUAUAUUGUCUAAAUAUUUUGAAUUAAUUGAUACAUGCUUUUUAAUUUUAAGAAAAAAAGAAGUAACAUUAUUACACUGGUUUCAUCAUUCUACAGUUUUGUUAUAUACAUGGGAUACAUAUUAUGUUGAAUUACCAGCUGGAGUUGUUUUUAUUUUUAUUAAUGCAUUUGUUCAUACUAUAAUGUAUUUUUAUUACUUUUUAGCUACUUUAUAUAAUAAGCCAUUAAAAUGGAGUGUUGUUGUUACUUUUAUUCAAAUUUUUCAAAUGAUUUUAGGUAUUUUGUUAACCAUAUAUUGCUUAUACAUAACUUAUAUUUACAAAUAUAAUACUAAUUGGGAAAUCGAUUUUAUUCACAAAUUGAAAAAUAACUUUUCGUUUGACAAUGGCCAUUAUAUCUCAAGAAAAAAUUUAUUCUUUGCGUGCCUUAUGUAUUUGUCUUAUUUAUAUUUAUUUGCAAAAUAUUUUAUUAAUAGAUAUGUUGUUAAAUUUAUAAAAAAAAAGAAAGAAUAA
Plasmodium relictum is the source of this 963-nucleotide messenger RNA. Its product is annotated as fatty acid elongation protein, GNS1/SUR4 family, putative. Gene Ontology annotation, cellular component: endoplasmic reticulum membrane. Gene Ontology annotation, molecular function: fatty acid elongase activity. The record is from RefSeq and is a predicted model, not a curated record. The transcript has 2 exons. Bases 1 to 963 code for a protein of 320 amino acids. Gene Ontology annotation, biological process: fatty acid elongation, polyunsaturated fatty acid; fatty acid elongation, monounsaturated fatty acid; very long-chain fatty acid biosynthetic process. Lineage: Eukaryota; Apicomplexa; Aconoidasida; Haemosporida; Plasmodiidae.